GUGACAGCAGCCAGGCACCCAUGGCCUGGCACUGAGCCCCCUGCCUGCUCCCUGCCCCAGGGCUGGCCUCGCUGCUGCUCGACCAGGACACAACAGCCCAGGAGCUACAGGAAGAUGAUGUGCCUGCCUGCCUCCCCACCAGCGCUGGCGUUGAGGCUGGGGCUCGGGCUCUUGGUGCUGCUCUGCCUUGGGAUAGGCCAAGCACUGGAGAAGAAAGUGGUCAGAGGCAGAGUAGGGGAGAAGGUCAGCCUGCCUUGUUGCCAUGAGAUCCCCAGCUCAGAAAGCCUGCAGAACUACCGGGUGUACUGGCAGAAGAACAUUACAGACGUGGUGCUGGCCUACUCAAAGGGGAGCAUGAUGUCCCAGCCCGAGCGGUACCAGAACCGGACAGAGAUGGACCUCUGGAACCUCACCCUGUGGAUCUCCCCCGUGGAAAUCCUGGACAAUGGCUCCUACCAGUGCGUAGUUCAGCGCAACUCCAUCGUGGUGUGCGACGAGCCUGUCAUCCUCUUUGUCACAGCUGACUUCAGCAAGCCCAACAUAACAGCAGAAGUGUCCGCCGAGUCCUGCGAGUCGACUGAGACGGUGGUAACAUGCUCUUCCCACGGAGGGUUCCCCAAGCCCAGAAUCUCUGGAACCCUCAACAACAUGUCUGUGGAGUGGAAUGCCAGAUGGGUGUCUGAGUCCAGCCUCAGCCCAUACAAUGUCACUGGAAAGCUGGUGCUCAAUGUCACCAAAGACGUCAACAUCACUUGCUCCGUUGAAUACAAUGGCAUUUCCAAGUCCGCCAGUUUGCUUCUUGAAAAAACAAACAACUGCAUUGUUCCUCCUGUGACUCCACCUUAUAAUGUCAUUAUUGCUUCAAUUAUCAUCGUUACCACCUUCAUUUUGGCUACCAUCCUGGCAGCAAGAUACCUCCCGAGGCGUGUUUGUUCUCACUGUUGUAAGCGCCAGGAUUCAGUGGAAGAGUGUAUGAAAGAAUAUACAAAGGCAUCCAUGAGCCCUAAAGUGACAUCUGAAACAUCAUCUGUAUGACCAGAUCGCACUUGCAGGUUCUCCACGCUGUGCAUCCCGCACUGCCGACUCCGCUGUCGGGUGUACAGCGAUGCUUGCUGCACGGAUACUUGGGCUCUCUGCAAGGGGGGCCAGCAGGAGAAAAAAAAACCUCUGCUCACCACCACGGGCUGCCAACACAACCUGCUGUGAAGGAAUGCACACCCCCACCACGCCACAGAGGCUGUGUGAUGGCCUCUUACAAAUGGUCGCCGGGAUUCCAACCGAGAGGACCCUCUGGCAGAAGGAUGUCACCAGCAGCACACCAGGACAAGGCUUCAGGAACCUCUGGCUUGAUGCUGCCUCUGUGGGAAUCAGGGGUGCAGAGCCCUAGCAGGGAGCCCAUGCCCACCUACCCCUUCAGUGACAGAGAGCUGCCCUUUGGGAGACCCCAAAUCCUGACUGCAGUCCCGUCAGAUUGUGCCUCCACGUCGGUAGUGUGUGCAGCUAAAACUUCUUUUCUAUUCUGCCUCACACAAGUAUCUGUUCUUCCCCCUGGAGGACUUUGAAUUUGGAUUCAACCAUUACAGAUACACGUCCCUUCUCCCCUAAAGAUCAACAGUGGACACGUUUUUCAUGUAAAAAAGACACCUUGGAAGUGAGUCCAUGCUUAUUUGCAGCGCUACAAGACUUUUUAAGGAAUGACACAGGCUGGCAGCAUUCCUAAGAGCUAAUUAAUAUAGCUUAUCUUCUGCAGUGGCACAAGUUCUCAUAACCUUUCUCUCCUGAAAGGACAGCCUUGCCAAGCCAAGCACUGAGGCACAGCUCCACUGAAUUGCUGUGUGAGGGCACUCAAGCCAAGCUUUCAUGGGCAUUCCUUCCCACCCACACCCAUUGGAAUGUGUGUGACAGCCAGUGUGUAACUCAGGGCCCUCCUUCAUAAACGUGGGUCUGCUGCCCUGUGUACGUCUGUCGUGGGAUACUCGUUAGGGAAAGCUCUGCAGAUUUUUGGGAGUUUCUCACAGCAACAUGAGGAUAUUUACUUCACACUGAACCUUGCUGCUUUCUGCCAGUGUUCUCUCUACCCAGCCAUGACUAGAAGGAAUUUCCCUACAGGAUGCUAACAUUGGACAGGACUCAUCUGAUCCAGGUGACAUUCUUGCCUACUGUGUAGGAUAAAAUGGUUUCUCAUUUUCAGGGGAAAGGAGGAAAAUGCCCCAACCCCCAAUAAGCCUCCUAAGUAACUCUGCCUACUAACCUAAAUCAACCCUGCCUUGAGUUUGACUGGAAUGUUUUUCCCUUCUGCUCUGCAAGCUGCACCAAUUCCUGCACUGCUCUAUCCAUGAUAUCAGGGCAAAUCAAAGUCUGAAAGCACAAUGCCAUCCUCUUUGUGGGAUGUGUUGUCACUUGAGCUGCUUAUCUUCCUAGGACACAGCAGAGAUACAGUCCAUCCAUUUCAUUUUUCCUAGUUGGUACAUAUUCAUAAACUGCUGGAGAAAAUAGCAGGAUUAAAAGUGGUUUAUAGGAUACUGGACUCUGAGAUAAAGUAAAAAAUAAGACAAUGCUCCUUUUCUACUCCUGCAGAGUCAGGCUAUGCCAUCACCUUUUUACUGCUUUCCCAUUGUACCAAGUGUAAUGGGAACUUCAGAACAUUCUUACAGAGGAGUUUUUGACAGAGAAAAGGAGGUAAG
Molecule: messenger RNA, 2684 nt
Organism: Catharus ustulatus (Swainson's thrush)
Lineage: Eukaryota; Metazoa; Chordata; Aves; Passeriformes; Turdidae
Product: T-lymphocyte activation antigen CD80-like
Exons: 7
Coding region: 115-1035 (306 amino acids)
Biological process (GO): immune response; cellular response to lipopolysaccharide; positive regulation of T cell proliferation
Cellular component (GO): external side of plasma membrane
Source: RefSeq, a predicted model, not a curated record